AUGGAUUUGUGCGACACGGCGGGACGAGCAGAGUUUGACACCUUGAGGCCUUUAAGCUACGCGGAAGCCGAUGUGUUUCUGCUAUGUUUUAACAUUUCCGACCCUAGUUCUUUAGCUUCUGUAACAGAACAUUGGCUGCCAGAGUUGAGAACUGUUUCGCCGCAUGUUCCAGGUUUAUAUUUUAAAAUUUACCUUUUAUUUAAAAAUGUAUUUAGUAAUUAUUUAAGUGUAUUAUAUAAGCAUACACAGGCUGUAAAAAUGGUACUAUAAAAAUUACAAUUAUAAUUUUAGUGAUACUUGUUGGCACACAAAAUGACAUUCGAAUGGGAUUUCAAAAAGAGAAGUUGUUGGUUGAUGGAAAACGGGUAAAACGUUUAGCAGAUCAAUUGGAUGUAAGUUUGAUAACAUUUCCGAAGUGAGAGAUAAUUUAAAAUUAUAUAAAUUACAAAAAAAAUAUUUUUUAAAAUUAAAAAAGAUAAAACCAUCAUUUUCAGCUUGAUUACAUUGAAUGUUCAGCUUUAACUCAACGGAAUCUGAAAGAAGUUUUUGACCUGGCUAUUUUGAAUGCUAUAAAGUCAGCCACCCGACAUCGGCAAAUCCCUGAAAAAAAAGAAAAGACACCCAGCCUUAAGGACAGUUUCAGAAGAUUGGUAUCGAUGACCAAGAGGUUUUUAUAA
Messenger RNA from Bursaphelenchus okinawaensis, 677 nucleotides. The record is from the annotation of a GenBank genome assembly. Lineage: Eukaryota; Metazoa; Nematoda; Chromadorea; Rhabditida; Aphelenchoididae.